Molecule: messenger RNA, 1912 nt
Organism: Sorghum bicolor (sorghum)
Lineage: Eukaryota; Viridiplantae; Streptophyta; Magnoliopsida; Poales; Poaceae
Product: ethylene-responsive transcription factor TINY
Exons: 1
Coding region: 247-1038 (263 amino acids)
Biological process (GO): regulation of DNA-templated transcription
Molecular function (GO): DNA-binding transcription factor activity; DNA binding
Source: RefSeq, a predicted model, not a curated record
ACUAAAACCGCAGCAGCCCUCUCUCUCACUCUCAGCAGCUCUCACUCGUCGUCGUCCACCUCUCUCCUCUCACCGCAGCUGCCGGCCGGCAGCAGCUCCAUCUCACUAUACCUGGGCUAGUAGCCAAGCCAAGAAAGUUCAUUCCAACGUUCCGAUCCACACGUGCGCGCACGUACGCGGCCGAUCGCCCGGCCGGCCGGCCAGCUCGCCAUUGCCAUCGCUUUAUUGGUUGAUCGAUCAAAAGUAAUGCCGGAGGGAGAGGUAGAGGUGUCCAGCAGCCCGGCGUCGUCCGGGGCCACGUCGUCCUCGCCGCCGCCGUCGCCGGGGGCGAGGAGCCGCGGCGCGGGAGCGGAGAAGCGGGCGCGGGCGCGGGACACGGACGGCAUCGGCAGCCGGAGCCACCCGUCGUACCGCGGCGUCCGGAUGCGGGCGUGGGGCAAGUGGGUGUCGGAGAUCCGCGAGCCGCGCAAGAAGUCGCGCAUCUGGCUCGGCACGUUCCCGACCCCGGAGAUGGCGGCGCGCGCGCACGACGCCGCCGCGCUCGUCGUCAAGGGCCCCUCCGCCGUCCUCAACUUCCCGGACAUGGCCGCCGCGCUCCCGCGCCCGGCCUCCGCGUCCCCGCGCGACGUCCAGGCCGCCGCCGCGCGCGCCGCCGCCAUGGAGCCAGCUGCCCUGGUCCUGGUGCCGGGUGCGGGUGGUGCGCCCGCGGAAGCCGCCGGCGCCGCAUUGCAGCUGCAGCCCGCCGCUCCACCAGCGGCCGGGCACGGUCAGCAGCAGGACGAGGCGGAGCUGGAGGCGAUCGUGGAGCUCCCGCGGCUGGACGAGGACUACCUCAUGACCACGUUCGGCGCCACUACGCCCUGCUGCUUGUCGUCGUCGUUCCACGACGUCGCGACGCCGUGGUGCGACGACACGGUGUGGGUCGACGGCGACGCCGGCGGCUACGUGGCGGCGCAGCACGACGACUACCUGUUCGGGCUGCUGGACGGCGAUCACGGAUGGUCGCAGUCGGUUGGUGCCCUCCUGUGGAACUUGUGAUUUGCUUCUCGAUCGAUCGGUCUGCGUGCUAAUCAACUACUGCUACUUUGUGUAAUUAACUCCUGUAAAAUUUUAAUCACCUCUCCUGUCCUUUUAUCGCCGGAUGAUUCUGCCUCUCUGCAGAAUCUGGAGGUAGAUAGCUGCAACUUUGUAGAGAGUAGCGAAAAAAACCUGAAAAAAAGGUUGCAACUUGCAACUGCGGUACGGUUGUGUCCGUCGUCUUUUCUUUCCGGCGUACGGUCUUUUCGUUGCCUUUUUGGUCGGUUUGGGGACGCUUGUCUUGUGAAUUUGUCUCCAUUUCUCCUUCCUUUUUUGUUUUUUUUCAGAGGGCGCUGCGCUGCUACCUAUUAUUGGCCUGCCUGAUCAAUAAAUAAAAAUGUAAGUAGAUGCAUGCAUGUAAUGCAUCAUCUUUGGUUUAAUUACUUGGUUUGCUUGGCAAUUUCAAGCCUGUUUAGAUCUAUCAACUAAACUUUAUCUGACAAAAUUUAGCUACUAGGGAUCCAAACAUUCUAGCUAAAAGAACAGCUAAAGUUUGGCUGAUCGAUUCAACCAAAUUGAACUCAGCUAAAGUUUACUUCCAAACAGGGCCGAGUACUCCCUCAAUCUAGCUAUCUUUUGCAAAUCAAAGCAGCUAUUUAGACUUGUGUUGGAAAAUGAAGCUGCUAGCGGGUAGAAAUGGCGGCUUUUACUUCCCAUUGGCCCUUUUGCCACUCAUGUGUUGUAUUCAUCAGGUCUUGUAAAGGAAAGCAUUAUUGCUACCGUACCAUUGUAGUAAGUGAUAGCCUAUUGUACCAUGCAGCUAGCAAGCUUCAAAGUGGAAAUGUACGAGGUACGGUGGAGUUAGUACUUGUGGUACUAGGGCUACCUUUUCUUU